UUGCAAUGAAUUAAGAAAACAUAGGUCAAAUAGUACGAAUUGUAUUCUGCACGUCCUUGUGCUUUAAUAUCGGUUUAACUUAUCUUCGUGUUUCUAUUAAUUUUCAUCACAAACAUUUUGUUAAUAAUAAUAGUUUCCCAUACACUGGAGAACACGUGAAUGUGAUUUAUAGACAAACAAUUGUUGAAAUCAAGCAAUUACUAUGAAGGGUUCAUCGGUUUUCAAGAAACCAAGUAUGAAGGUUUAUCUUCGAACGUCUUAGUAAAAUGUAUUCAUUUAUCGUAUCAAUGUAAAUGACAUAGUUUUGCUUGGAUUUCAUUUUUAAGAGAUCAUAUGGGAAAACAACUUUACAAAUAAAAUUAUUACAGAUAAAAAAAAAUUAUUUCUCUAUUGGAAAGUCGUUUAUAUUCAAGUGCAUCUGAAGCUUCUUUUGAAACUAAGCCAUUUAAGUUACACAAGUUGGAUAGUGGACCGAGCACUAGUGUAACUUUAAAUUCUGAGGAUGCAGUUAAGUACUAUACCCAAAUGCAAACUAUUCGCCGUAUCGAGACAGCUGCUGGUAACCUAUACAAGGAAAAAAUUGUUCGAGGUUUUUGUCAUUUAUAUUCUGGACAGGAAGCAUGUGCUGUUGGAAUGAAAGCUAUGUUCCGAGAGCAAGAUUCUAUUAUCACUGCUUAUCGAGCUCACGGGUGGACAUAUCUUAUGGGUAUCAAGCCGUUUGGCGUACUAGCAGAAUUAACUGGUCGGAAAGGUGGAAAUGCACGAGGAAAAGGUGGUUCUAUGCACAUGUAUGCAAAGAAUUUUUAUGGUGGCAACGGGAUCGUUGGAGCUCAGGUACCCCUUGGUGCAGGCAUUGCAUUUGCCGCUAAGUAUUCGGGUACAGGUGGUGUGUGUUUUGCUUUAUACGGAGAUGGAGCUUCUAACCAAGGACAAGUAUUUGAAACUUACAACAUGGCUAAGUUGUGGAACAUUCCUUGUAUAUUUGUUUGUGAAAACAAUGGUUAUGGAAUGGGAACAAGUGCUGAUCGGUCGUCUGCUAGCACUGAUUAUUACUCACGUGGAGACUAUGUACCUGGUAUUUGGGUAGAUGGCAUGGAUAUAUUAGCUGUUCGGGAGGCUUCUCGUUUCGCCAUUGACUAUUGUACAAGUGGCAAAGGGCCAAUAGUAUUAGAAACAGCAACUUAUCGUUAUUCAGGACAUUCCAUGUCUGACCCGGGAACAUCAUAUAGGACUCGAGAUGAAAUUCAAGAAGUGCGUCAAACAAGAGAUCCAAUUACGUCUUUCAAAACAAAAAUCCUCGAUGCCAACUUAGUUACAGCUGAUCAGUUAAAGGCCAUUGAUAGUUCAGUAAAAGCUGAAAUUGAUGACGCUGUGAAAAAAGCUAAAGCUGAUACUGAAGUGCCAUUGGCUGAAUUGGCUGGUGAUAUUUACUCAGCACCACUGGAAAAAUCAAUUAGAGGUGUAAGUCCGUUCCAACCUCUAGAACAUAUUACAGUAGGAAAAGCUGUAAAUUUGAAUUAACGUUAAUUAAAAACAAAUUUGUAAUUUUACUAAAAUGCCUCUAUAUAAAAGUUAUUUUUUAUUUGUAAUAAAUUGUUAAGAGUUGUUUUUGUGUAGAAAUUCGGCAUUCCUCAUGAGCAAACUAUAGUCAAAAUUUUAUAUUGUUAAAAGUGUUAUAUUGUUUUUCAAUAAUCAACAGAUGUUGUAAAAAUACAAUGAUUUGUAUUUAAAUGUUUUACAAUUUAGCAAAAAUUAAAAUGUAUACUCAAGCAAUAAAAUAUUUUAUUUGUUUUCGAUAAUUAUUUACAUAUUUACUAUAUGAUUAGUAUUUGUUAGCAUAAGCCUAAAAGUUUUAUAAGAGGAAACUACUACCAUUUAUUAAGGAGUAAUGAAUAGACAACUUUUCACAAAAUUGUUAAGAUCUUAAACUAUAGUAUAUAAUUAAUAAUACAGUAAUAAAGAUCCUAUUUACUUCAAA
Adelges cooleyi (spruce gall adelgid) is the source of this 1978-nucleotide messenger RNA. Its product is annotated as probable pyruvate dehydrogenase E1 component subunit alpha, mitochondrial. Gene Ontology annotation, molecular function: pyruvate dehydrogenase (acetyl-transferring) activity. The coding region runs from base 526 to 1521 and encodes 331 amino acids. The record is from RefSeq and is a predicted model, not a curated record. NCBI's taxonomy places the organism in Eukaryota, Metazoa, Arthropoda, Insecta, Hemiptera, Adelgidae. The transcript has 7 exons. Gene Ontology annotation, biological process: pyruvate decarboxylation to acetyl-CoA. Gene Ontology annotation, cellular component: intracellular membrane-bounded organelle.